UGAACAUUCUCCUCCUUCCAUAAUGUCGGCCGCGAUGCUGCGCAACUUCAAAAGAGAGGAGAAGGUAUGAGAGGAUGGUGACGUUCCUCCGGCCGCUCCCUCACGCCCAUGGACCGACCGCCGUCGACGUUCGCAUCCGGAGAAGCCACCGCCUCCAUUCGCCGUCGUCGUUGCUCCCCUGCCGCUGCGGCUGCCUCACGCCCAUGGCAGAGGACCCCUCGCACCCCCACCAGCCAACAAGGAAGGACGACACUGUCCCGACCUCACAACAGCAACCAGAGCAGCAGCUGCCGCCAGCGCCAUCUCCGCCGCCGCGCGACGUCCAGGAACCAAGUACGACCAGUAGCAGCUGCGGUGACACCAGUUCCUGGCUGCAGCUCGGUACCGGACAGUCGGCUUCAUCGUCUUUGCGCGGGAAACGGACAAGAAACGACUAUGAAGCUGGACCCUCGUCGUCCAUACAACCGGACGCUUCGCCGUCGCUGUCAGAGCUAGGGCUGUCUCUGUUCCCAGCUGGUUCUUGGUCGCCGUCGGUGGCGGCGGGUUCAGUGGUGGUGGCGGCACCUCCUCUAGCGCAGGAGGCCGGCACAUGGUUCGUGCUCCAGGCGGCGCAUAACCAGAGAAGGGAGCCGCCAUUGCCGCAGGUGCACAGGAGCUACUUGAGGGUUAGAGACGGGCGGAUGACAGUUAGAGUAGUGAUGGGGUACCUGGUUAGCAAGCUGGGUCUUGAGGACAAUUCACAGUUAGAGAUUACUUGUCAAGGUCACAACCUUCUCCCGGUGAUGACAUUGCGGCACGUGCGAGACACUAUUUGGCGCCCCCCACUAGCAGAGGAUGCAGAAAUUUUGCCAGUCACUGGCUCGCCCAGCACGAAUCAGGUCAUGACAUUGCAUUAUGGCAGGAGAUAACACUUGAAGAAUGGAACACUUAUAGACACAACUACCUUUUUCAUACUGUAAUUAGUUUUUUCACCAACCACAGGCACUAAUACCCUAUUUUCCCCAUUUCCUAACACCUAAUCUUCACUAAGAUUUUUAGCAUCCCACUAUCUUCACUAAGAAUAACAGAUUAUACUAGGUAACUCCCAAUUGUAAGUGUACUUGAGAAAUACGAGAAAUGAUUUAUUUCUUAUUUAUUUAACUACAAUAUAUUAAAUUUGGUCCCAUGCUCUACAUUGAUUCAGAAAACGAAAGUUUCGUAGUAUCAGAUGGUCUUUCAAGGUUUUAAUAAAAGAAAAGAUUGAAACAUAAGGAAGGCACAGUAUCCACGACUGCAAUGUAGCACAAUGGAUAGAUCAUGAAGCAGCAUCCUAUAGUAUUUAAAAUCAAUGAAAGAUAUUGAAAAGAGAAAGUAGGAAGUCAACAUCAUGGACAAAGAAGUGCCAAAUAUUACUACCAAGUGAAUACACAGUUGAGAGCCUUACAACCAAGCAUAGAGAGUAUGACAUGUGCUUUAGUACACCCUCUUUUAAAAGCUUUAAAACUUUGAUGCAGAUGAGUGGGUGAGAUUAAAACUUACCUCUUGACAAAAAUAGUAUUAUAGUCUUUUAUAAUGAUGGCAUUGUAGUAUUUCUUCCAUGGAUAAAUCUAUGGCCCAACUAUAUACGUUCUCUUCAUCUCUUACGUACACAAUAACUUCUGUCUUAAAAAUUGAGUCAUCCGGUCCGAACUCGCACAACUAUUGGAUGCACCCUUCCUUGAUUUUCCUUUAGUCAUGUAGUCGCACACUCUCAUUCCCUCCCAUAACCGCAUCUCCACUCCUCCUUGCACACAAAGCACACCACUAUGUGAGCUCGUCGCACCAUGUGGUUUGCUCAUAUCAUCCCCCAAGGCCGCAAUAGUAACACCACCCGACAGCGAGGUCACGCAGGUCCAUCACCAUAGUUGCAGCACGUUGUCCAAAUUAUCUUGUCCUCCCAAUGCUAGUCGCAACAGGGGCCGACCCUGGUGGCAGCGUCGCACAUAGAGAAGCCACUAUCGCGGCGUUAUCAUCAGGCCGUUUCCAGCACGUCAUGACCGCAGUCAAAGCGUCUCUCUGCACCAGUUACAUCAUAUGGGUGACAUAAUCGUAGCAACGACCGGGGUCGGUUCCAGCAUCUCGCGCCAUUUAUCCUAGCAGAGGUCGCCGCCGUUCCAGAACCACCCCUCAUCGAAUGCAAUUCCAGGCAUAGCCAAUUGCAGCUCGCAGUUAAGAUAAUUCCAAUAUCCUAUGCCACCCAUCGUAGCAUAGUGUAAUCGUCGUUCUAGCACGACGGCGUGGGCUUGCAGUAGCUCCCCUCACAGGUUCAACUGCACAUGCAUGUGGUUGGAGCAAGUAGCCUUGGCGAUUCAAGCAUGGUGCCUCCCUGGCAUAGAGUGUGCAACAAGACAUAGCGGUCGUCGCGCACGAGGACAUCAAUGUCACGCCACCGGUCGAGGUUGUUGAACUUGUUGGUCGUAGGCCAUCAUCGGUAGUCGCACCAUGGUCGCUGGUGGGUCCCCAUGACAGCCCCCAAGGGUCCCCGUGGCAGCGCCAGAUGUGGCAAUAGUAGAAUGUCACGGCUCGCAGAGGACUGAGCUGGAUUUGCGGCAGCCCACGUGUUUGUACAACCAAAAGUAACCCUAAUUAUUAUAGUGCCUAUUAUUAUUUUUUGUGCAUCAUCGUGGCAUCAUCAACAUUGCAUUGGUAGCACAUUGCCUUUGUACGGUAUUAUGCGGGUGUUUUUAUUAAACUUAUAACCCUAUUUUAUUUCAUGGUUCUGUAGAAACGUGAAUAGUACCCCUAGUCAUCUGACCUUCUCCUUGGAGCCCAACUAGACACUUCGCACAUGGUCGUGCGAUGCGAUUCAAAUUAUUUUACAAAUGUUAAUUAAAUGUUAUCAAAAUGAGUCAAAAGUUUGUGUGUUGUCUUGUUACAGUAUAUCGAGGCCGCAUGCCAAAUUUCAUCUGAAUAGGAGUCGAUUUUAUACAUGAACGCUUGAAUAUAUGAGGUGUAGUAGUGAAUUAAAUAAAUAAACAUUUUUUGCUAAAUGAAAUGGCAUGGACUAUUUUUCCUAUUUCCUAAAUAGCCCAACAAUCUAACAUAAGCUACUUAAGUCAUCCCACCCUUUCAUAUAUGAAUGAUCAUUCUCUAGCAAAAAUGACAGCUUUCAUAGAUCAAAUUAGGAUUCCUAGUCUCCAAUUUGAAAAUACCCUAUUAUCCGAUGAACGUUAGCUGGGAGGGGUGGCAUUUGCGGAUAUUUUGAUGGUAGUUUAAUUAUUUGAGGGUUACCAGUUUUUUCAGAAUAGCACAAUAGCUUUUGCAAAGAAGAUUUAAAAAAACAAAGAGAAACUACGAUCAUUUGGUCACACGUCACAACUGACAAUAUCAGCAAAACGAUAUUCAUUUGUCAUUAUUUUUCUAGAAAAGGUUAGCCAGAUAACAUUACAAAAUUCCCAAACCUAGUCCUUCACUAGAUCUGCACUGUCAUAUCAUCCAAGGGCUCACAGCGCCUCGACCCCACACCGGACAUGUCCGCCAGUGGGCAGCGGCCAACGCCCCGUGUGCCUCGCCAGAUCUCUCACGCCCACGCCCGAGCUCCUCCUGAGGUGCACAUCAAACUACUCGACUCUGCCCCAGAUCUCCCUCACCCCGCUGCAGUUCUGCAUGCCGCCGCCUUUCCACCUUGCCGGACCGUCACCAAUGCUCGCCUGUAAGCCGCACCGUCUAAUGAGGACAUCAAUACCAUUGUUACACCCAUAGCCCCUACUGCUACAUAUACGGGACCAAUUACUAGAGCUCGCGCACGCCAAUUAAAUUAUCAGGUACUUUCGUUUCUUGGUAAUGAUUCUAAUGUUCAUGAG
This is a messenger RNA of Triticum aestivum (bread wheat), 3821 nucleotides long. RefSeq lists its product as uncharacterized. The transcript is spliced from 4 exons. Gene Ontology annotation, biological process: multicellular organism development. The record is from RefSeq and is a predicted model, not a curated record. Bases 75 to 908 code for a protein of 277 amino acids. Lineage: Eukaryota; Viridiplantae; Streptophyta; Magnoliopsida; Poales; Poaceae.